Molecule: messenger RNA, 4345 nt
Organism: Candoia aspera
Lineage: Eukaryota; Metazoa; Chordata; Lepidosauria; Squamata; Candoiidae
Gene: IARS1
Product: isoleucyl-tRNA synthetase 1
Exons: 34
Coding region: 127-3921 (1264 amino acids)
Biological process (GO): isoleucyl-tRNA aminoacylation
Molecular function (GO): isoleucine-tRNA ligase activity; tRNA binding; ATP binding
Source: RefSeq, a predicted model, not a curated record
AGCAGCUGCGGGUGAAUAGGCGUGGAUGUCUUUUUCGACUUCCUGUCAUGCUUUCUCUUGCUCUUAGGUUGCAUCAUUUUUAGCCGGUCGGGUGCAGCAGCUGCUGGGCCUCCAGGCAGGAAUAAGAUGAUUCAGCAAGUCACAGAGAACAUAAACUUUCCAGAAGAAGAAGAGAAGAUACUGCAGCUUUGGAACACGCUUAAUUGUUUCCAAGAAUGUCUCAAACAGUCAAAAAAUAGACCUAGGUUUACUUUCUAUGAUGGACCUCCAUUUGCCACAGGGCUUCCACAUUAUGGCCACAUACUUGCAGGAACCAUUAAAGACAUAGUAACUAGAUUUGCUCAUCAGAGUGGGUUUCACGUCGACAGGAGAUUCGGCUGGGAUUGCCAUGGUUUGCCUGUGGAGUAUGAAAUUGACAAAGCACUAGGCAUCAGAGGACCAGAAGAUGUUGCAAAAAUGGGGAUUGCAGAAUAUAAUAGCAACUGUCGAGGAAUUGUGAUGAGAUACUCCCAAGAAUGGAAAGCCAGUGUUACAAGACUUGGACGAUGGAUUGAUUUUGACAAUGAUUAUAAAACUCUUUAUCCAGAAUUCAUGGAGUCUGUCUGGUGGGUUUUCAAACAGUUAUAUGACAAAGGAUUGGUAUACCGAGGAGUUAAAGUCAUGCCUUUCUCAACUGCAUGCAAUACACCCCUUUCCAACUUUGAGUCUCAUCAGAAUUAUAAGGAUGUUCAAGAUCCCUCAGUCAUUGUCACCUUCCCGUUGGAAGAUGAUGAAAGUAUAUCUCUUGUUGCUUGGACAACAACUCCAUGGACUCUGCCUAGCAACUUGGCCCUCUGUGUUAAUCCAGAUUUGCAGUAUGUGAAGGUGAAAGACCAAAAUACUGCAAAAAUUUUCAUAUUGAUGGAAGCUAGAUUGGCAUCCCUCUACAAAUCUGAAAGUGAAUAUGAAGUACUUGACAGGUUUCCUGGUGUUACACUGAAAGGGAAGAAAUACAAGCCUCUUUACAAUUAUUUUAUUAAGUGCAGAGAAAAUGGCGCUUUUUCUGUAGUGACUGACAACUAUGUCAAGGAAGAAGAAGGCACAGGAGUUGUACACCAAGCUCCUUACUUUGGUGCUGAUGAUUACAGGGUCUGCAUGGAUUUUAAUAUUAUUCAGAAGGAUUCAGUGCCAGUUUGUCCUGUUGAUGCUUCAGGCUGUUUCACAGCAGAAGUGACAGACUUUGCUGGACAGUACGUCAAGGAUGCUGAUAAAAAUAUAAUCAGAUCUCUAAAGGAACAAGGAAGAUUGGUCCAUACCAGCACUUUCAAGCACAACUAUCCUUUCUGCUGGAGGUCAGAUACGCCUCUGAUAUACAAAGCAGUUCCAAGCUGGUUUGUUCGUGUGGAGCACAUGGUGGACAAGUUGCUGGAAAACAAUUCUCAAUGUUAUUGGGUUCCUGACUUCGUGAGAGAAAAGCGGUUUGGCAACUGGUUGAGAGAUGCACGGGAUUGGGCUAUUUCACGAAAUCGUUAUUGGGGAACACCCAUUCCAUUGUGGGUCAGUGAUGAUUUUGAAGAGGUGGUUUGUAUUGGGUCUGUAGCAGAACUGGAAGAACUGUCGGGAGUAAAAAUCACUGAUCUCCACAGAGAAAGUGUUGAUCACAUAACUAUCCCUUCAUGCUGUGGCAAAGGUGCCUUACAUCGUGUUUCAGAAGUGUUUGACUGCUGGUUUGAAAGUGGAAGUAUGCCUUACGCCCAAGUACAUUAUCCGUUUGAGAAUAAGAGAGAAUUUGAAGAUGCUUUUCCUGCUGAUUUCAUAGCUGAAGGCAUUGACCAAACAAGAGGAUGGUUUUACACUUUGCUGGUGUUAUCUUCAGCCCUCUUUGGAAAGCCUCCUUUCAAAAACGUAAUUGUAAAUGGCCUAGUUCUUGCCAGUGAUGGGCAAAAAAUGAGCAAACGAAAGAAGAAUUAUCCAGAUCCAACAAAAAUUGUAAACUCUUAUGGGGCUGAUGCACUCAGGUUGUACCUUAUAAAUUCUCCAGUGGUAAGAGCAGAAAACCUAAGAUUUAAAGAGGAAGGUGUAAGAGAUGUGCUGAAAGAUGUCUUUCUGCCCUGGUAUAAUGCCUAUCGUUUCCUGAUUCAGAAUGUUGUCAUUCUGCAACUCAAGAAAGAUGGAAAGGAAUUCCUUUACAAUGAGAAUACAGUUAAAGAAAGCAACAGCAUCAUGGAUAAAUGGAUUAUUUCCUUCACACAAUCACUUAUUCAGUUCUUCAAAGCUGAGAUGGCAGCCUACAGACUGUAUACAGUAGUUCCUCGACUGGUUAAGUUUGUAGACAUUUUAACCAACUGGUAUGUUAGAAUGAAUCGGAGGAGGUUAAAGGGUGAGAAUGGAACAGAAGACUGCAUUAUGGCCUUAGAAACCUUAUUCAGUGUUCUCCACUCCAUGUGUAGACUUAUGGCACCUUAUACUCCGUUUAUUACCGAACUAAUGUACCAGAAUUUGAAGACUCUUAUUGAUCCGGCUUGUGUUCAGGAGAAGAAUAGUGAUAGCAUUCACUACCUCAUGCUUCCUCAAGUUAGAGAAGACCUGAUCGACAAAAAUAUAGAAAGUGCUGUUUCUCGAAUGCAGUCUGUUAUCGAGCUGGGACGGGUAAUCAGAGAUAGGAAAACCAUUCCAGUAAAGUAUCCAUUAAAAGAAGUGGUGAUUAUCCAUCAGGAUUCUCAGGCACUGGAAGAUAUCAGGUCCUUGGAAAAGUACAUACUUGAGGAACUUAAUGUCCGCAAAGUGACUUUAUCAACUGAUAAAGAUAAGUAUGGAAUCCGUUUGAGAGCAGAACCUGAUCACAUGGUGCUUGGGAAGCGACUUAAAGGUGCCUUUAAAUCUGUAAUGGCUGCUAUCAAAGAAUUGCCAAGUGAGCUGUUGGAAGUAUUUCAGAAGACAGGCACAAUUGAUGUAGAUGGGCAUGAACUGCAUGAGGAAGAUCUCCGUCUGAUGUAUACCUUUGACCAGACUGGAAGAGGAUAUGCCCAGUUUGAAGCGCAUUCUGAUUCUCAGGUUUUAGUUCUCCUAGAUGUUACUCCUGAUCAGUCUAUGGUUGAUGAAGGUGUUGCACGUGAAGUAAUAAAUCGCAUCCAAAAACUUCGAAAAAAGCGUAACCUUGUUCCUACAGAUGAGAUUACAAUAUAUUAUCAGGCAUCUCCAGAAGGUGAUUAUCUUGAUACUGUUAUUAAGGAGCAUACAGACUUCAUUUUUGCCACAAUAAAAGCUGCUUUGAAGCCAUAUCCAGUGCCUCUCUCAGAAGAAGUGCUUAUUCGAGAAAAAACCCAGCUGAAGGGAUCAGAACUGGAAAUUGCAAUAGCCAAAGGAGCUGUACAUCGUUGUACUGAGCCAGCAUGUGCUUAUGUCACUUUGAACAUCUGCAUUAAUGGUAAAGAGCAAGAUGGUAUGGUGUUGCUGGAAAAUCCAAAGGGAGACAAUAAAUUAGACUUCACCAAACUUGUUAAUACUAUUGCAUGCAUUUUUGGUCUCGAAAAAUCAAAAGUGGCAGUUUAUAGUGGAAAACAAGAACUAAAAAAAGAAACAGAUUUGCUGAGUCUUAGUGGAAAGAAGCUUCACGUAACCGUAGGGCCGCUGCCAGUCAUAAAUGAUCUUGAUGACUUCUUAUGUCAGUAUAUCAAUUUACAACUAGUGAAUGCAAAACCACAAGAGUGUCUGAAUGGAACGGUGGGAACCCUUCUUAUGGAAAACCCUGUUGGUCAAAAUGGAUUAACGUAUCAAGGGCUUCUGCAUGAGACAGGAAAAAUGUUUGGACUCAGGAGCAGGAGGCUAAAAUUGUUCUUGGAUGAAGCACUGACAAAAGAGGUUACAAAGGAGACUUCCAUGAAGUUCUUAAAUACAAAGACUGUGUAUGUUCAUGCUAUACCAACAACAGCUGAAUGCUAAUUGAAUUCAUUGUCAAGGGUGAUGCCAGUGGACUGAUUUCCAUGGAGAAUCCCAGUUUGAAGUUGGGAUACUUUCACCAAGAAUCCUCACGUUCUCUAAGAUCAGUGCAUGUGUAAUAUGCUGCUUUAAGUUAAAUAUAGUGAAUUUUCAUGAUGUUAUGUUAUAAAAGCUAUGCAGAGUAAUACUCAGUCUCAGAAGUAUGGAAGGAUCUAUGCAGUAAGAAACUGAGAGUACCUCAGUGUUGCUGUUCUCUACCUGUUCAACAUGGAAAGCCCAUCUUUAGUUUUUCCUCCCAAUGUUAAUGGUCCUGCAUUAUUCAGAUUAUGUUACAUUGGCUUUAAGGUGAAUGAAACAAAAAUAAUUUGGCAUUUGUUUAGUGUAUCUAAUGUUCCUAAUUUUGAACAAUAAAUUACUUUAUCUAGGA